Kwoniella shivajii is the source of this 1467-nucleotide messenger RNA. Its product is annotated as isocitrate lyase. The transcript has 5 exons. Gene Ontology annotation, molecular function: isocitrate lyase activity. The coding region runs from base 1 to 1467 and encodes 488 amino acids. NCBI's taxonomy places the organism in Eukaryota, Fungi, Basidiomycota, Tremellomycetes, Tremellales, Cryptococcaceae. The record is from RefSeq and is a predicted model, not a curated record. Gene Ontology annotation, biological process: carboxylic acid metabolic process.
AUGUCAGACGAAGAUUGGCUGAGUCCUGAUGCGAUAGAAAGAUGGUGGUCUUCCUCUACUCAAAAUUCGAUCAAAAGACCUUAUUCAGCCGAUACAAUAGCUUCACUGAGAGAUGUCUUCCCGGAAAACCAUCAUUCAAAUGCUAUGGCUAUCAAAUUGAGAUCAAUAUUUGGAAGAGUACAGAAAGAUAAAUCUGUGAAUCUGACUACUAGUGUCAUUGAUCCUGUCACUGCUCAAGUCAUGGCCGAAGCUGGAUUUGAAACCCUUUAUGUGUCUGGUGGCAUGUCAGCAAAUACAGAUACAGCUACUGAUGAUCCUGGACCUGAUCUUGCCGAUUAUACGUACGAUACAGUACCCAAGAAGGUAUCUACGAUAUAUCGAUCACAGUUAUUACAUUCACGUACAUCCCGAGUGAAUAAAAGUGGUAAAGAAGAUAUUCCAUUAAUACCAAUUAUAGCAGAUGCCGAUUCUGGUCAUGGCCAACAUACAGCAGUAAUGAAACUCGUUAAAUUAUUCGUUCAAUGUGGUGUGUCAGGGUUUCAUAUAGAUGAUCUAGUUUCAGGUGUGAAGAGACAUGAUGGUAAAGAUGGUUUAUCAAGUGUUUUAGUUCCAACAAAUGAAUAUUUGAAGAGACUCGUUGCUGCCAAACUACAACUAGACAUUAUGGGAUCUGAAGUGGUAUCAAUUGCAAGGACAGAUGCGGAAACAGCUACUCAUAUCACUUCAACUAUCGACAAGAGAGACAGGCCAUUCAUUCUAGGAGCUACCGUUCCACUUCCCCGCCAUUUUGUACAUGCAGAGGGGAAGUCCAACAGGGAGGAAUGGAAGCGAGAAGCAAAAUUAUCAACAUUGGAUCAAGCUUUCGAAACUUCUCAACCCGAUUUAUACGACAAUUUUGUGACUAGGACACACGAUAUGAGCGUAGCGGAGGCUUUGGCCAUAGCCGUCGAACUUGCUCCUUCUUUCUAUUGGAAUUAUGAAAGUCCAAGAACUACAGAAGGGUGGUAUGCCUAUCAAGGGGGUGUAGAAGCCGCUUUAUCAAGAGCAAGCGCAGCUGCCAAUAUCGCAGACGUAGUUUGGGCUUGUGCUCAUUGUUACGAUGCCGAUAGAGCUGAAAAAUUCGCACAUGGUGUUCAAGAGAUUCAUCCUGGUAAAUGGAUGGCUUAUAACAUAACAGGAGGCUUCCCAGACGAUGGCUCGGCAGAUGAGAAGAUCAAAUUUAUUCCGUCAUCAUUGGCGGCUCUAGGAUACGUAUGGUUGUUCCUUCCUAUAGGUGGAUUAACGGCAGUUGGUCUGGGAUCAAAAGUAGCUAUGAGAGCGAUUAAAGAUCAAGGUUUAUAUGGAUACCUCUCUCAAGUAUCUAGACCUGCAGCCAAACAUGCGGAUGGGACAAGUCCAGAAUGGUGGUGGAAGGUAAUGGGGAAAUUGGCAGAUGAUGCGGCAGACGCUAUAGGAGAGGGUUUGUAG